AUGUGGUUAGGCCCUGCCCCUCAGUACAAUGAGACCAACACAACACAAGAUGAACUGGAGGCUCACCCAGCCCAAGAUGAACUGGAGGCUCACCCAGCCCAAGAUGAACUGGAGGCUCACCCAGCCCAAGAUGAACUGGAGGCUCACCCAGCCCAAGAUGAACUGGAGGCUCACCCAGCCCAAGAUGAACUGGAGGCUCACCCAGCCCAAGAUGAACUGGAGGCUCACCCAGCCCAAGAUGAACUGGAGGCUCACCCAGCCCAAGAUGAACUGGAGGCUCACCCAGCCCAAGAUGAACUGGAGGCUCACCCAGCCCAAGAUGAACUGGAGGCUCACCCAGCCCAAGAUGAACUGGAGGCUCACCCAGCCCAAGAUGAACUGGAGGCUCACCCAGCCCAAGAAGAACUGGAGGCUCACCCAGCCCAAGAAGAACUGGAGGCUCACCCAGCCCAAGAAGAACUGGAGGCUCACCCAGCCCAAGAAGAACUGGAGGCUCACCCAGCCCAAGAAGAACUGGAGGCUCACCCAGCCCAAGAAGAACUGGAGGCUCACCCAGCCCAAGAAGAACUGGAGGCUCACCCAGCCCAAGAAGAACUGGAGGCUCACCCAGCCCAAGAAGAACUGGAGGCUCACCCAGCCCAAGAAGAACUGGAGGCUCACCCAGCCCAAGAAGAACUGGAGGCUCACCCAGCCCAAGAAGAACUGGAGGCUCACCCAGGCCAAGAAGAACUGGAGGCUCACCCAGGCCAAGAAGAACUGGAGGCUCACCCAGGCCAAGAAGAACUGGAGGCUCACCCAGCCCAAGAAGAACUGGAGGCUCACCCAGCCCAAGAAGAACUGGAGGCUCACCCAGCCCAAGAAGAACUGGAGGCUCACCCAGCCCAAGAAGAACUGGAGGCUCACCCAGCCCAAGAAGAACUGGAGGCUCACCCAGCCCAAGAAGAACUGGAGGCUCACCCAGCCCAAGAAGAACUGGAGGCUCACCCAGCCCAAGAAGAACUGGAUGCUCACCCAGCCCAAGAAGAACUGGAUGCUCACCCAGCCCAAGAAGAACUGGAUGCUCACCCAGCCCAAGAAGAACUGGAUGCUCACCCAGCCCAAGAAGAACUGGAUGCUCACCCAGCCCACUAA
Molecule: messenger RNA, 1131 nt
Organism: Bufo bufo (common toad)
Lineage: Eukaryota; Metazoa; Chordata; Amphibia; Anura; Bufonidae
Product: calcium-binding protein P-like
Exons: 1
Coding region: 1-1131 (376 amino acids)
Source: RefSeq, a predicted model, not a curated record